ACUCCUACUUUAUAGAGUCAGGACCUCGGUUUAAUGCUGCUUUUUACAUUAUAGUGUCCCUGUCACUAUACUGGGGCAAAAUUCCAUUUGUUUAAAUCCUCUUUUAAAUAGAAUGUUUAGAACAAACAAAGCCUGAUGAUGUCAUUGGAGAACCUUUUAAAGUUCUAAAUGAUAUUCUCCAGUUCUGUAGUAAACCAUCUACAGUGAUCCGAGGAACAUACAACGUGACUUUUUUUCAAUCCCGAAAGCAAAUCAAGACCCUUAAACAGCCAAACAGUUCUAGAUCACGAAGAGGGUUUAAAACCAAACCUGUAGAGUGUGGGUCCGUUCUUUCUCUCAUGACAUCAGAAGAUUUGAUCUUUAACACCUCUCUGGCCGAGCCGGUCCCUGAAGGUUAUGAAGAUGUUACCGAUAUCGUCCCUCCUUAUAGUGCUUUCUCUGCGAAAGGACAGCCAGAGGAUGAGCUGGUUUAUGUUAAUUACGGACGGACGGAGGAUUUCUUUAAGCUGCAGAGAGAGUUGGGAAUAAACUGUUCAGGAAAAAUCGUCAUCGCAAGAUACGGCAAAAUCUUCCGUGGGAACAAGGUGAAGAACGCAAUGUUAGCAGGAGCUAAAGGGAUCGUGCUGUUCUCGGACCCUGCGGAUUACUGUGCAGACGGCGUGGAGCCGUACCCCGACGGCUGGAACCUGCCAGGAGGAGGCGCUCAGAGAGGAAACGUGCUGAAUCUGAACGGGGCGGGAGACCCGCUCACACCUGGAUACCCUGCCAAAGAAUACACCUACAGAUCUGGUCUGGAGGAUGCAGUGGGGCUUCCCAAGAUUCCCGUGCAUCCCAUUGGAUAUCAUGAUGCAGUUCACUUGCUGCAGCGUAUGGGAGGGCCUCUUCCGCCGGAUAACUGGAAAGGUGCCCUUAAUGUCUCGUACCGAAUCGGACCGGGAUUCAUAGAUGGUUUUAAUCAGAAUAAAGUGCGUAUGAACGUCCACACAAACAAUCAGGUGACCCGAAUCUACAACGUGAUUGGCUGGAUCAGAGGAGCGGUGGAGCCAGACAGGUACGUGAUUCUGGGCGGUCAUCGGGACGCUUGGGUGUUCGGAGGGAUCGAUCCGGUGUCAGGAGCUGCUGUGGUGCACGAGAGUGUGAGAGCAGCUGGAAAACUCAUCAAGAAAGGUUGGAGGCCGAGGAGAUCGCUGAUCUUUGCCAGUUGGGACGCAGAAGAGUUUGGCCUGCUGGGAUCCACAGAAUGGGCAGAGGAUCACGCCAGAGUCCUGCAGCAGCGAGCCGUGGCUUACAUCAAUGCAGACUCUGCUAUUGAGGGUAUGUACACACUGAGAGUCGACUGCACUCCCUCUCUACACACUCUGGUGUAUGACAUCACCAAGAAGGUUUCGAGUCCAGAGGAGGGAGAGGAGGGCAUGAGUUUGUAUCAGAGCUGGCAUAAACGAGACAACUCCACAGAAAGAGAUGCACCGCGGAUCAGUAAACUGGGCUCUGGCAGUGAUUUUGAAGCGUAUUUCAUUAGAUUAGGCAUUGCAUCUGGAAGGGCGAGAUACACCAAAAACCGAAAAACCGAGCGCUACAGCAGUUACCCCGUGUACCACAGCGUGUAUGAGACUUACGAGAUCGUGGAGCGCUUCUACGACCCGAGUUUCCGCCGGCUGGAGGCCGUGGCCCGUGUUCGGGGAGGACUGAUCUUCAGUUUGGCCGAUUCUCCGGUCUUACCUCUGGACUGUGUGGAAUACGCCUUGUCUCUCACCAAAUACGCCAACAGCAUCCACCAGCUGGCACUGAAACACCCUGCUGCCGUGCAGAAGUACAGCGUCUCGUUCGAUUCUCUCUUCUCUGCGGUCGGAAACUUCACGGUUGCGGCAGGAGAUUUUCACCAGCGACUUGAUCAGCUCGACACCUCGAAUGCUCUGGCCGUGCGGAUGGUAAAUGACCAGCUGAUGUAUUUAGAGAGAGCUUUUAUUGAUCCGCUGGGUUUGCCUGAGAGACCAUUUUACAGGCAUAUUAUUUUUGCACCAAGCAGUCACAAUAAAUACGCGGGUGAGUCUUUCCCAGGGAUUUAUGAUGCUUUGUUUGACAUUGAGAACGCGGUGGACCAGCAGAAGGCAUGGGACGAGGUCAAACGGCAAAUCAGCAUCGCCGCCUUCACGGUCAACACAGCUGCCGAGACGCUAAAACCUGCCGGCAACUAGACUGCCUUUCUUUAGUUCUGGGUUUCAAAACAUGCCAUGGAUACAGGACUACAACAUGUCAGCAAAAUAGAGACUUAUUCAAGGAAUAGUUCACCCAAAAAUGACAAUUUGCUGAACGUGUCCUCACCCUCAGGUCAUCCGAGAUCAGGAUGAGUUUGUUUCUUCAUCAGGUUUGGAGAAAUGUAGCAUUGCAUCAG
Messenger RNA from Carassius auratus (goldfish), 2392 nucleotides. Its product is annotated as glutamate carboxypeptidase 2-like. The record is from RefSeq and is a predicted model, not a curated record. The transcript is spliced from 17 exons. Lineage: Eukaryota; Metazoa; Chordata; Actinopteri; Cypriniformes; Cyprinidae. Gene Ontology annotation, molecular function: carboxypeptidase activity. Bases 339 to 2195 code for a protein of 618 amino acids.